AUGGCAAACUCAAAUAUCAUAGGGGUUCAUUACCGUGUGGGUAAAAAAAUAGGAGAGGGAUCGUUUGGAAUCAUUUUUGAAGGGGUUAAUCUACUUAAUAAUCAACAGGUUGCUAUUAAGUUUGAACCCAGGAAAUGUGAAGCUCCUCAGCUUCGGGAUGAGUAUCGUUCUUAUCGGAUAUUAACGGGCAUUGAUGGGAUUCCGAAAGCUUAUUUCUUUGGUCAAGAAGGUGUUCAUAAUAUACUUAUAAUAGAUUUGUUGGGUCCUUCAUUAGAAGAUUUAUUUGAUUGGUGUGGUCGGAAGUUUCUGGUUAAAACAGUUAUUCAAGUGGCUAAACAAAUGAUAUCAAGAGUGCAAUCUAUUCAUGAAGCUAAUUUAAUAUAUCGAGAUAUUAAACCAGACAAUUUCCUUAUAGGUAAACCAGGUACUUCAAAUGCUAACAAGAUUUAUAUUGUUGAUUUUGGUAUGGCAAAACAAUAUAGAGAUCCUAAAACAAAAGUUCAUAUACCUUUCAGAGAGAAAAAGGCUCUAAGUGGUACAGCAAGAUAUAUGUCCAUUAAUACUCAUGUUGGGAGAGAACAACUGAGAAGAGAUGAUUUAGAAAGUUUGGGUCAUGUAUUUAUGUAUUUCCUUAGAGGUUCAUUACCAUGGCAAGGACUUAAAGCUGCACUGAAUAAACAAAAGUAUGAAAAAAUUGGCAUGAAAAAACAACAUACUCCAAUUAAUGAAUUAUGUUAUGGGUUUCCUAUUCAAUUUGCUCAAUAUUUAAAAUAUGCUCGGAGCUUAAGAUUUGACGAAGAUCCAGAUUAUCCUUAUCUUUUAGGCCUUAUGGAUAAGGCAAUGAUAUCAAUUGAUAGAAAGGAGGAUGAUCACUAUGACUGGAUGGACUUGAACAAUGGUAAAGGCUGGGAUGCAGCCUUAAAUAAGAAGGCAAAUUUACAUGGAUAUGGAAACCCUCAUCCUCCUCAACAUCAUAAAUCAACGAACAACAACAACAACAACAACAAUAUUAUUAAUAAUAGCACCGGUAAUCAAAGAAGUAUUCAACAACAACCCGGCUCUCGCAAAUCUCAACCUAAUAAUCUGGUCCAAGGACGAUACCAAAGUUUACCUCAAUCACUGAACUAUUCACAGACAACUCCACUCUUACAGAAUAAUCAUGAUGCCAGAUAUUAUAUCGAUAUUUCUGUUAGUUUAAACGUUGAUUCGUUGAUUUUCUCAUAA
Messenger RNA from Lizanozyma spartinae, 1224 nucleotides. RefSeq names its product casein kinase (gene CKI1). Gene Ontology annotation, cellular component: nucleus; cytoplasm. The record is from RefSeq and is a predicted model, not a curated record. Gene Ontology annotation, molecular function: protein serine/threonine kinase activity; ATP binding. NCBI's taxonomy places the organism in Eukaryota, Fungi, Ascomycota, Pichiomycetes, Serinales, Debaryomycetaceae. The transcript is spliced from 2 exons. The coding region runs from base 1 to 1224 and encodes 407 amino acids. Gene Ontology annotation, biological process: peptidyl-serine phosphorylation; endocytosis; signal transduction.